Molecule: messenger RNA, 4307 nt
Organism: Galeopterus variegatus (Sunda flying lemur)
Lineage: Eukaryota; Metazoa; Chordata; Mammalia; Dermoptera; Cynocephalidae
Gene: MYOM1
Product: myomesin 1
Exons: 32
Molecular function (GO): protein binding
Source: RefSeq, a predicted model, not a curated record
GUAUAAAAACCAGGUGCCAAUAAAUGUUCAUGCAAAUCCUGAAAAGUAUAUUAUUGAAAGUCGCUAUGGAAUGCACACUCUGGAGAUUAAUGCAUGUGAUUUUGAAGACACAGCUCAGUACCGGGUCUCAGCAAUGAAUGUUAAAGGAGAGCUUUCAGCAUAUGCUUCCAUCGUGGUAAAAAGAUAUAAGGGAGAGUUUGAUGAGACUCGCUUCCAUGCUGGAGCUUCCACCUUGCCCCUCAGCUUUGCUGUGACCCCUUAUGGUUAUGCAUCCAAGUUUGAGAUCCACUUUGAUGAAAAGUUUGAUGUGUCUUUUGGGAGAGAGGGAGAGACGAUGAGUCUAGGCUGCCGUGUAGUUAUCUCUCCUGAAAUUAAACGUUUCCAGCCAGAGAUCCAGUGGUACAGAAAUGGAGCACCUGUUUCUCCAUCAAAAUGGGUGCAAACACAUUGGAGUGGAGAGCGGGCAACACUGACAUUUUCUCAUCUCAACAAAGAAGAUGAAGGCCUCUAUACAAUCCGUGUACGAAUGGGAGACUAUUAUGAGCAAUAUAGCGCUUAUGUCUUUGUUCGAGAUGCUGAUGCGGAGAUUGAAGGAGCCCCAGCCUCUCCCUUGGAUGUGGUGUGCUUGGAUGCCAACAAAGAUUAUAUCAUCAUCUCUUGGAAACAGCCAGCUGUAGAUGGAGGGAGUCCUAUUCUGGGAUAUUUUAUUGAUAAAUGUGAGGUGGGCACAGAUAAUUGGUCUCAAUGCAAUGACACACCUGUGAAGUUUGCUCGUUUUCCAGUCACUGGACUGAUAGAAGGUCGUUCCUAUAUAUUCCGAGUUCGAGCUGUGAAUAAAACUGGAAUAGGCCUGCCAUCUCGAGUUUCUGAGCCCGUGGCUGCUCUGGAUCCAGCUGAGAAAGCUAGACUUAAAAGUCGCCCUUCAGCACCCUGGACUGGACAGAUCAUUGUCACUGAAGAGGAACCUACAGAGGGUAUUGUUCCUGGACCCCCCACAGACCUCUCUGUCACUGAGGCCACCCGGAGCUACGUGGUGCUGAGCUGGAAGCCCCCUGGCCAGCGUGGCCAUGAGGGAAUUAUGUACUUUGUGGAAAAGUGUGAGACAGGAACAGAAAACUGGCAGCGGGUCAACACCGAGCUCCCUGUAAAGUCUCCCCGCUUUGCUCUGUUCGACUUGGCUGAGGGGAAAUCCUACCGCUUCCGUGUCCGCUGUUCUAAUUCAGCAGGAGUUGGUGAGCCCUCGGAGGCAACGGAAGGGACCGUGGUGGGGGAUAAACUCGAUAUCCCCAAGGCCCCUAGCAAAAUCAUCCCAAGCAGAGAUACAGAUACGUCAGUGGUCGUCACUUGGGAGGAGCCCAAAGAGGCUAAAGAGCUGGUCGGCUACUACAUAGAGGCGAGCGUGGCAGGCUCUGGCGAGUGGCAGCCCUGCAACAACAAUCCUGUGAAGGGCUCCCGAUUUACUUGUCAUGGAUUGGUGACUGGUCAGAGUUACGUAUUCCGGGUCAGAGCAGUUAAUGCAGCUGGACUUAGUGAAUAUUCCCAGAAUUCAGAAGCUAUUGAAGUCAAAGCUGCUAUUGGGGGAGGAGUGUCUCCAGCUGUGUGGCCUGAAGUGAGUGCUGUGCCUGGUGGACUAGCAGACUCCAGGGGGGGCGUGCAUGAAGCCUCCCCGCCAGCUUUGCAGAAAGAUGCCUGGCUCGGUAGCAAACUUAGCAAAGCUUCACUACCCAGUAGCUCUCAUAAGCUGGGCCAAGCAGGCGUGAGUAAAGUAAGUGACCCAGCUCAGGAAGAGCUUACCCCAUCACCACAGAAAGCAGCUCCUCAGGGGGAAAGUAAGUCUGACCCCCUGAAAAAGAAGAAGGACAUAGCGGCACCAUCUCCACCCUCUGAUAUCACCUGUCUUGAAAGUUUUCGUGACUCAAUGGUUCUUGGAUGGAAGCAACCAGAUAAUACUGGAGGAGCAGAAAUUACUGGCUAUUAUGUGAACUAUCGCGAGGUAAUUGGUGGGGUACCAGGAAAAUGGAGAGAAGCCAACAUCAAGGCUGUCAGUGACGCAGCAUACAAGAUUAGCAACUUGAAGGAAAACAUGGUGUAUCAGUUCCAAGUGGCAGCCAUGAACAUUGCUGGGUUGGGAGUGCCCUCUGCAGUAAGCAAGUGCUUCACCUGCGAAGAGUGGACCAUUGCCGUUCCAGGACCACCGCACAGUCUCAAGUAUAGUGAGGUCAGGAAAAAUUCCCUGGUUCUCCAGUGGAAGCCCCCACUUCACUCUGGGCGGACUCCAGUCACUGGUUACUUUGUGGACAUGAAGGAGGCAAAAGCCAAAGAUGACCAGUGGCGAGGACUCAACGAGGCGGCUAUUAAAAGCAACUACCUGAAGGUGCAAGGGCUGAAGGAGGGAGUCAGCUACGUGUUCCGCGUCCGAGCUAUAAACCAGGCAGGAGUCGGAAAGCCGUCUGACCUCGCUGGCCCUGUUGUAGCAGAAACCCGUCCAGGAACCAAAGAGGUUGUUGUAAACGUGGAUGAUGAUGGAGUCAUUUCAUUGAACUUUGAAUGUGAUCAAAUGACUCCAAAGUCUGAGUUCACCUGGUCCAAAGAUUAUGUGUCCACUGAGGACUCCCCACGAUUAGAAGUCGAAAGCAAGGGCAACAAGACGAAAAUGACCUUCAAAGACCUCGGACCAGAUGACUUGGGGAUUUACUCUUGCGAUGUAACAGACACUGACGGAAUAGCAUCAAGCUACUUGAUAGACGAGGAAGAAUUGAAACGUUUACUUGCUCUCAGCCAGGAACACAAGUUCCCAACUGUCCCCAUUAAGUCAGAGUUGGCAGUUGAAAUUUUGGAGAAAGGACAAGUCCGGUUUUGGAUGCAGGCUGAGAAGCUGUCUGGCAAUGCCAAAGUCAACUAUAUAUUUAACGACAAAGAAAUUUUUGAAGGGCCGAAAUAUAAGAUGCAUAUUGACCGAAACACUGGCAUAAUUGAAAUGUUCAUGGAGAAGCUACAGGAUGAGGAUGAGGGAACAUAUACAUUCCAGAUUCAAGAUGGAAAAACAACUGGCCAUUCUACUCUGGUUCUCAUUGGAGAUGUUUAUAAAAAGCUCCAGAAAGAAGCUGAAUUCCAGCGGCAAGAAUGGAUCAGGAAACAAGGUCCUCAUUUUGCCGAGUAUUUGAGCUGGGAAGUGACUGGUGAAUGUAAUGUACUAUUGAAAUGCAAGGUGGCAAAUAUUAAGAAGGAGACUCAUAUUGUGUGGUACAAAGAUGAAAGGGAGAUAUCAGUGGAUGAAAAGCAUGAUUUUAAGGAUGGUAUAUGUACCCUGCUUAUAACAGAGUUUUCCAAGAAAGAUGCUGGCAUUUAUGAAGUUAUCCUGAAAGACGACAGAGGAAAAGAUAAGAGCAGAUUGAAGCUUGUGGAUGAAGCCUUUAAAGAACUGAUGACUGAAGUAUGCAAAACAAUUGCUUUGUCUGCUUCAGACCUGAAAAUCCAGAGCACAGCUGAAGGCAUCCGGCUGUACUCUUUUGUUACUUACUACCUGGAUGAUUUGAAAGUGAACUGGUCCCACAAUGGGACUGCUAUUAAGUACACAGACAGAGUUAAGAGUGGGGUCACCGGGGAGCAGAUCUGGCUGCAAAUCAAUGAGCCCACUCCGAAUGACAAAGGGAAAUACGUAAUGGAGCUCUUUGAUGGCAAAACUGGACACCAGAAGACAGUGGAUCUCUCUGGACAAGGUAUACAAAUAUUCUGCCUGUAUGGAGGAGUAUCUGAAAAACAAGCUGCCAUUGCUGAGAAAAAUCGUGCCCGGGUACUGGGCGGCCUCCCCGACGUGGUCACCAUCCAGGAGGGCAAGGCCCUUAAUCUCACCUGCAACGUGUGGGGCGACCCCACUCCGGAGAUCUCCUGGCUGAAGAACGAGAAGGCCCUGGUCGCCGAUGAGCACUGCGUCCUCAAGUUCGAGUCCGGCAGGACUGCCUACUUCACCAUCAACGGCGUGAGCACUAACGACUCGGGCAAGUAUGGGCUGGUCGUGAAGAACAAGUAUGGUUCGGAGACAAGCGACUUCACUGUCAGCGUGUUCAUCCCGGAGGAGGAGGCCAGGAAGGCCAUCUUGGAGUCCCAGAAAGGCGGCCAGAAAUCCAAGUGACCGGCCCAGCAGGUCACGAGGGGAGCAAGGAGAGGCGGCCACUGUGCCCCUGUGCGUGAUCUCGAGUGGUCGGGGCAAGGGUCAGGAGGCCUCUGUGCUGUCCUCUGUUUUGUGCUGGCUUGGGAGGGAAACUGUCAAGUCUUUUAUUUAUAUAAAAAAGCACCAGUUAAUGACA